Messenger RNA from Rhopilema esculentum, 2673 nucleotides. NCBI's taxonomy places the organism in Eukaryota, Metazoa, Cnidaria, Scyphozoa, Rhizostomeae, Rhizostomatidae. The record is from RefSeq and is a predicted model, not a curated record.
GUCAUGUAACACGGAGGAGCGAAGUAUCCUCUUACAUCGAGUACUUGGCGAUAUUUUGUUCAAUUUUCGCAUGUGUUGAACAAUCAUGGCGGCGGACGGAGAAGUGGAACAUGGUAAACGAGAUGCAAACAACCGUAAAAAAAGUCAUUCAAACAAAUCAAAACAGAGACCAAGACGGAAUGAUCGUAACAAAGAGGAAACAGAGAUAGAGGAACUUAAGGAGCAGUGUUCUGAAGAGAUAGCAUGGCAAAAUUUUUCAAAAUUUGAUGAUUUUCCAAUCAGUUCCAAAACACUGAAUGGACUGAUAAAAGCUAAUUUCAUUUCUCCAACUGAAAUUCAAAAGGAAGGAAUUGCUCUGGCACUGAGGGGGUUGGACGUUCUUGGAGCAGCCAAGACAGGUUCUGGAAAGACAUUGGCAUUCAUCAUUCCAAUUCUAGAAUUGCUUUGGAAAGAAAAGUUCACUACCCUAGAUGGGCUUGGUGCCCUGGUGAUCUCACCAACCAGAGAGCUUGCUUACCAGACUUUUGAAGUUCUGCGCAAAGUUGGAAAAUUCCAUAGUUUUUCUGCUGGCUUGAUCAUUGGAGGCAAGGACAUGAAAGAAGAACAAGCUCGAAUCCUUGAUACAAAUAUCAUAGUCUGUACACCAGGGCGACUUUUACAACAUAUGGAUGAAACACCUAGCUUUGACUGCAACAAUCUUAAAGUCUUAGUUCUUGAUGAAGCAGACAGGAUUCUUGAUAUGGGUUUUCAAGAUGCCAUGAAUGCAAUCAUUGAAAAUUUGCCACUUGAAAGACAAACAUUACUAUUCUCUGCUACACAAACAAAGUCGGUCAAGGAUUUAGCCCGUUUGAGUUUAAAGGAUCCUUCAUAUGUGUCUGUACAUGAAAAAGCAAAAUUUAUCACUCCUAAAAAACUUUCACAGUAUUUUGUUAUCUGUGAGCUGCAAGACAAAAUCAACUUUUUGUACUCAUUUAUCAAGAAUCACCUCAAAUCAAAAGUCAUUAUUUUUAUGUCGAGUUGCAAGCAGGUUAAAUUUUUCUAUGAAGUUUUUCGACGAUUACGACCUGGUGUCCCUCUUAUGGCCCUAUAUGGCAAACAAAAGCAGAUAAAAAGAGUUGGAAUUUAUGAAGAAUUUUGUAGAAAAGCUAGUGCGUUUUUGUUUGCCACUGAUAUUGCUGCAAGAGGCUUGGACUUUCCCGAAGUUCAAUGGGUUGUCCAGUUUGAUUGCCCCGAGGAUACCAAUACCUAUAUCCACAGAGUCGGUAGGACUGCUCGACUUGAAAAGGAUGGACAAGCAUUGCUUAUUUUGCUACCUUCAGAGGAAGCCGAGAUGAUAAAGCAAUUAGAAGCAAAAAAGGUUCCAAUACAAGAGAUCAGACCAGAUCCUAAAAAGAUGCAAAGCAUACAGAACAAACUGGCAUCUUUUUGUGCUCAAAGUCAGGAAAUGAAAUACUGGGCUCAAAGGAGCAUCGUGUCAUACGCUAGAUCAGUGUUCCUCCAGUCAAACAAAAAGGUCUUUGAUGUUCAAAAGCUGCCAAUUAAAGAAUAUGCCAUAUCACUUGGCUUGCCAGUUCCUCCACGGAUUAGAUUUAUGAAGAAACUUGAGAAGAAAAUUGGCUCUGCAAAGAAAGAAGCUCAAAAGGAUGAAAAAUUAGAGAAGGCUUUUAAGAGAAGCAGGCUUAAUGAUGAUGAUUCUGAAGAUUCAGAAUCUGAUGACAACGAAGAGCGCAUAGAUGAAGAAAUGGAAACUAGAAACGAGGACGGAAAAAAUGAAGCCAGUGAUAUUGACGAAAACGAAGAAGAUGAUGUGCUAGUUCUAAAAAAGAAGCACCUUUACACGGAAGUUGAUGAAAACGAGGAUGACGAGGGUUUGCUGGAAAUUAAAGAUGAAAAGUCCUCCAAAGUUGUGAAGAGUAGAAAAGCUCCUGAUAGCAGAGUGAUUAUGGCAAAGAAAAUAAUCAGAAAAGGGAUAAGACUGAAUACAAAGAUCAAAUUUGAUGAAGAUGGUGAAGCAAACGAAGUUGCAAAACCAGUUGUGAGUGACAAUGAAAGCUCUGAUGAAGUUGAAGAUUCUGACCAGCUGAAACCCAUAUCAAUUGAAGAAUUAGAAGGAAAAGAUAUUGUAGGUGGUAUCGAUAUUAAGAAGAUGAUGAAGAAACUUGGGAAAGAAGAUAAAUUGGACAGACAAACAGAAAGAGACAGGGUGAAGCGUAAACAUCAGGAGAACAGAAAAAAACAACGGAAAGAAAGAAAAAUUUUCUCAGAAAUGAAUUCAGUGACAUUAGGAGGCGAAGAAUCAAGCAACCAAGGAGAACUUUCUGAUGGCUCCGACGAAGAGCCAGAACACAAAAGAUCUGAAAGACCAUCUCCAAGGAAGAAAGCAAGAACAGAUACAGUGGAACUUCCUGGUCAACAGGAAUCACUAAAAGAAGACGAAGAACUUGCCUUGCAGUUGUUAUCUGGCCUGUCAUAAUUGAUAUUCUAGUAUAUGAAAAUAAUUUGCAAAUCAAACCAGUUAUUCGGUUUUGUCUUUUGACUUUGGUCAUCAGGACAAAUUAGGUAUCAAUCUGGAGUCAUUUUAUAUUGAGCAGUGUAUUUUUUGUAUUUGAUGAUCUCCAUUGAAGAUCGUUUAAAAUAAAUAUAAAUCAGGCAUGGAUCACCAAAUAAUAAUCG